Coffea eugenioides is the source of this 1434-nucleotide messenger RNA. RefSeq lists its product as uncharacterized. The coding region runs from base 257 to 1003 and encodes 248 amino acids. The transcript is spliced from 7 exons. NCBI's taxonomy places the organism in Eukaryota, Viridiplantae, Streptophyta, Magnoliopsida, Gentianales, Rubiaceae. The record is from RefSeq and is a predicted model, not a curated record.
UCGAAUUUACGAUCUCCUUCUUCAGGUAGUCAUUUGUCUUCUCAAAUUCUUCAGAACCAGACCCCAGAGCUCUUUUCUAUUUCUUUUUUCCCAAUUAAUUCUUCAAUCCACAGAGGAAUAAGGUAAUCUACGCUUUAAUAAGGCUGUUUUGCAACUUGACAAAGUCCAAAUCGUCAUUUCAAGAAAGAAGAGAUAAUAAACGAAUCCAGGUUCUGGAUAGCUAAAAUCCCAAAUUUCAUUCUACAAGUUGAUAAAGAUGGCAAAGGAAGAUGAUGCUGCUGCGGAUAAAAAUCCUAAACCUAAUAAUCCAUGGCCGCAGCAACCAAGCAGACCUGGUUAUUCUCCAGAUAGUGAAAAAGACAUGAAAAUAUGGGGAAUUCUACUUUUCGGAUUAAUUGGCGCCACCGCCACCACCGCUGCCGUUACUCAAUUGCGAAGAUCUGUUGAUUGGGUUUACUCUCAGUUGACCAGGUCAAAAGCAUCAUGGAAAAGUGCUUCUGGUAAAACUUUCAGGACAAGUUUUCAGGAGGAAGCAUGGAAAAGAUACAACCGUAGGAUGCAGGAAGAGUAUGAAGAAGAAAUGGAGAGAGUGGAGCGGAUUCGACGCAUGCAAAGUGUCUUCAAUAGAGAGAGAAAUAAGUAUAAAAGGAGUUACGAGAGCUGGGCAGAAAAUGGUCAGGGUGCAUAUCACCAGCAUUUUCAGAGAAAUGACUGGUAUUGGAAGGGCGAUACAUCAUAUAGAGAUCAAGGGGCUAAAUUCAGGGAGGCUCCUCGGGCCAGUGCAAGCUAUCCAUUAUCACAUCACUAUUCAGUCUUAGGUCUUGACAGGGCAAGAGCAAAACCAUACACAGAUGACGAGAUAAAGUCAGCUUUCAGGGCGAAAGCAAUGGAGUUUCAUCCUGAUCAGAAUCAGGAUAAUCAACAGCUUGCUGAAGCAAAGUUUAAGGAAGUUAUGAUAUCUUAUGAGGCUAUAAAGACGGAAAGAAAUAACAAGAAGAACUGACGAAAGAUUUGAACUAGUUUGGUUGGGUGUCUCUGCAUCUCACCUUCCCAUACUCUGCCAAUUGUAUUUUCGAAGAAUGUAAAAAGGUUUCAUACAUGACGGAGGCCGUCAGCGUUUGGUUUUCACUUGUAGCGGCCAGUUGGGAUUUGAAAAGUCCGACAAAAUUUUUGGUUGUCCUCUACAAAGCUCAGACAGAGCUUGCUUAUGCCUACAGCAUCCCCUAUCUAAUCGACAAUUCGAUGGUUAGAAGUCUCUUAUCGUAUGCUCACUCACUUGUACAUGUAUCCAAAUAACAAUUUUGAGUAUUUUAUCCAGUAGCGUCCAAGGAAUAGGAACAAGAAGUUGGCGAUCGCUCUUCUAUGAUGUACUAUAUGUUGUUUUCAUUCAUUUGAAGUAUUAAAUAAGAAUUCGCGAAUGAAAUGAAAGAGCUA